CUGAUGGCUUCAACUAACGGCUUGCGAAAGGAAAACGUUCCUAUUUCCAUUAUGAAGCUUCAUUUGCAGGGGUUAGAUGUUUCCGCAACAUAUGGUGUGCCAAGUUCCCGCGCAUCCUGGCCAUGGAUGAAGGCGUUCGAGGCGCGCCACAAUUCCUCUACGCGUGCCAGAACACACCAAAUGCAGCAGCCACCAGAAAAUCUCGCCAGGAUUGCAGCCGCCUUAAUAAGGACUUGGUUGCCAAAACCUCGGUAUAUGAAAAAUACCAACACCGGCCAAACUGCGACGACGUAUCAUUUUGUAGCAAUUUACUUAACUAAUACGUUUAUGAAUAGCUGUACUUUUGAGUAG
Phytophthora sojae is the source of this 351-nucleotide messenger RNA. RefSeq lists its product as hypothetical. The transcript has a single exon. The record is from RefSeq and is a predicted model, not a curated record. Lineage: Eukaryota; Oomycota; Peronosporomycetes; Peronosporales; Peronosporaceae. The annotation marks the transcript as partial.